Aquila chrysaetos chrysaetos is the source of this 11635-nucleotide messenger RNA. It is a transcript of the gene GABRA6, whose product is annotated as gamma-aminobutyric acid type A receptor subunit alpha6. Gene Ontology annotation, biological process: synaptic transmission, GABAergic; gamma-aminobutyric acid signaling pathway; regulation of postsynaptic membrane potential. The transcript is spliced from 11 exons. Gene Ontology annotation, cellular component: synapse; dendrite membrane; postsynapse. The record is from RefSeq and is a predicted model, not a curated record. NCBI's taxonomy places the organism in Eukaryota, Metazoa, Chordata, Aves, Accipitriformes, Accipitridae. Bases 287 to 1837 code for a protein of 516 amino acids. Gene Ontology annotation, molecular function: benzodiazepine receptor activity; GABA-A receptor activity; transmitter-gated monoatomic ion channel activity involved in regulation of postsynaptic membrane potential.
ACCGCGCACCGUCCCUUCAAACCCUAAUUCCUCCCCUGGAACAGUCGGAUGAGGCUGAACGGCGGUGGCGAAUCCAAAGGACACCCAGGGCCACAGACAGCCCCCGCCUCCCCACCGCGGGCAGAGGGCUGCCGAGGACCACGGGGAAGGGGGUGAGCCGGCCGGACUCUCCGAUAUCCUCACCCGGCGGAGCCCCUGGCCAAGAGGGGAAGGAAGGAUGAGCACCGACGCUCGCUCCAGUUGACGGGUCUGAGGGCACCUGCGCGUCCUCGCACGUACCUGAGGCAUGGCUCUGCUCAUCGCCUGGGCAUGCAUCGCCGUGAGCAUAGAGAAGGCGCUGGGGGGCCAGGGCGACGGGGGGGACCUCUACUCGGAAAACAUCACUCGGAUCCUCGACAAGCUGUUGGACGGCUACGACAACAGGCUCCGACCGGGAUUUGGAGGCGCCGUGACAGAAGUCAAAACGGACAUCUACGUGACCAGCUUUGGGCCGGUGUCCGACGUGGAGAUGGAGUACACAAUGGAUGUCUUCUUUCGGCAGACAUGGACUGAUGAGAGGUUGAAGUUUAGUGGGCCAACUGAAAUUUUGAGAUUGAACAAUUUAAUGGUCAGUAAAAUUUGGACACCAGAUACAUUUUUUAGAAAUGGGAAAAAAUCAAUUGCUCAUAAUAUGACAACUCCUAACAAACUUUUCAGAAUUAUGCAGAAUGGAACUAUUCUUUACACAAUGAGACUAACCAUUAAUGCUGAUUGUCCUAUGCGGUUGGUGAACUUCCCCAUGGAUGGACAUGCUUGUCCAUUGAAGUUUGGAAGCUAUGCUUAUCCAAAAAGUGAAAUAAUUUAUACAUGGAAAAAAGGACCCCUGCAUUCAGUAGAAGUACCACAGGAGUCUUCCAGUCUCCUCCAGUAUGACCUCAUAGGACAAACUGUAUCUAGUGAAACAAUUAAAUCUAACACAGGUGAAUACGUAAUAAUGACAGUUUAUUUCCACUUGCAAAGGAAGAUGGGCUACUUCAUGAUACAGAUAUAUACUCCAUGCAUUAUGACAGUCAUUCUUUCUCAGGUGUCUUUCUGGAUUAACAAGGAGUCUGUUCCAGCCAGAACAGUUUUUGGUGAAUAUUCACUUCAGCUGCUCUAUUUCCAUCUUCAAAGGAAAAUAGGCUACUAUCUCAUUCAGACAUACAUUCCAUGCAUCAUGACUGUAGUCCUGUCUCAAGUUGUGUUUUGGAUCAACAAAGAAUCUGUUCCAGCAAGAACCGUGGCUGGAAUCACUACAGUUCUAACAAUGACCACUUUAAGCAUCAGUGCACGCCAUUCUUUGCCCAAGGUGUCCUAUGCUACCGCCAUGGAUUGGUUCAUAGCUGUGUGCUUUGCCUUUGUCUUCUCUGCACUUAUUGAAUUUGCAGCUGUCAACUACUUUACCAAUCUUCAGACUCAGAGAGCAAUGAGGAAGGCAGCCAGGGCAGCAGCACUGGCAGCAGCACUAUCAGCAGCAACUGUACCGGCAGAGGACGAGAUUGUCUCGCAUUCUGACUCCAACUGUAACCUGAAGAAGCGAGUAAACUCCGUAACAUCUCAGGCAGAUCAGUCUCCUGAAGCCAGCAUAAUAUCAAAUAGUGCAUCUCAGUGUCAAACAGCGUCAGUUCCUCCACCAGCCCCACCACCACCACCACCUAUUGGAGGCACAAGUAAAAUAGACCAGUAUUCUAGGAUCCUCUUUCCAGUGGCAUUUGCAGGAUUCAACCUGGUAUACUGGGUCGUUUAUCUUUCAAAAGACACUAUGGAAUUUUUUGAACCUACUGCAAUGCAUCUUCGAAAUGACCAUCAGUCCAACUGAAGAACAGCUCAAGGUUUCAAAGAAAUCACUGAAGGUCGUGUAGGGUUGAAGUGACUUCAAAGGAUUUGUCUAUCCACAGGUGCUCUCAAUUUUCAAACAGGGAAUAUUUAUAUUGGACAUCACCUGGAAACAAACUCUGGACAAAUCAAAAAGAUAGAAACUGCACAGGGUUCUAACAAUACUUUCUCAAGAUUUCUUACACUUAUUCUACUAUAAAAGUUCUUGUUAAAUUAUUUUGUUCAAUUGUCAAAGAAUGUGCAUUUGUUCUAAUUCUGUUAUAAACAAUUGAAUGUUUACAUUGAUAUAAAACAUCAAUAACAGGAUUGUUUUUUUAAAAUACAAUGAGGAUUGCUAAAAUAAGCCUGAUUCUGAACUGGUAUAACUUGGCAUGGUUUCACUGAAAGGUUAGGAGCUGCACUGAUUUGCAGCACUUGAAAUUGACCCAAAAUAAUGUUAAGAAAUCCUAUGAAAGGGAGCUGCAAUCCCAUCACGUUUUCAUAACCCUUCCAUAGAAAAGAUGAAUGAUGUAUUCUGAUUUUCUUUAAUUUCAUUUUCAUCCCCUUUAAUUUGAGAUAAUAUUUAUAAAGAACAAGAUACAAGAAGAAAGGAAAUAGAAACUAUUGUUUACGUACUUUAGCUGGUUAGUUACGAUAAUGUAAUUUUUUUGGUUGAGAAUGACCAUGAAAGUACAACCGGACUAAUUACAAGCAAUUUCUUGGCAGGAUCUAGAAAUGCAGGACUGAAAUAUCAGGGAGUUUCCAAGGUCUAAAGCUGAAUAGACAGAAAGAUGCAGCUACCCAUCAAGCUAAAUGUAAGCCUCCAGCUCUAGGGAACUUCCUGGAAGCAAGUCUUGAAUACCUAGCUAGGGAACAAGCUGCAUUUUAUCAGCUGAUUCUACUGAACUGCCUGUAGCAUACUCCCUAGAACUUUUUUCCAGAGGCAAAGUACUGCCAGCAUAUUCAGAGUUUAAAGGUAAUAAUAUUUUAUUUGUCACUCUCAACACAGUCGCAGGAUUUCUUUCUCAUGUUUCAUAGUAAUCUAUUAUUUUAUUGUAUAUUCACUCUUCAUCUCCAUAAUCCUUCUUAAGAAUGUAAUUAGGAAAGAUAUGCCUAAUCAAAUCAAACCCAGGCCGGCUUUGUUGCAGGUGUAAUGGACACUGGUGGAAGUCAAAAGCAUACACAGAAGUUCCACAUGCAGCCAAAUAAAAAUUAAGGACUCCUAUCUUGAAAUUAAUUUUAGUACAUUGAAAUUAAAUUAAUUUCAAACAGAAAUCUGAAAUGCUGCAUUGGUUCAGGAAAUUCAGGGUCUUUUGCUUUGUCUAAACAAACAUCUUAGUCACUGUAAGAAAAUAUUUUUGGGCUGAUUGACUCCAGUAGGUUGACAACUGCUUUAUUGGCAGUGUAGCAGUAUUAACUGUCUGAUGACCUAGCUCCAGCUGUUUUCCUCCUUCUAUUUCAAGAGGAGUAUAUAGCUUUUACUAGUGUGAUAGCUGGGCUGAACAUGAGAGAUCACUUUUUGUACUCCCUGAUCUUUAACUCUGAAGAGCUUAGUUAAGUAAAUUUGAGUCAAUAGUAACUACUGUUUGCACAGAGAUGUCAUGUCCGCAAUUUGCUUUUCCUGACUGGCUGCAGGCUGACACACUUGGAUGUAUUUGUAAGUGCACUGAGUUCUUUCUUCAUUUUGCUUUGAAACUAAAAUUGUGACAGUUUUUCCCAUUUUCAGCCUUUAUAUACUAUUUUUUAAAAAAAUUAAACUAUGGACACUGGGCAAGUAUUUUAUAAUUUGUAAAUACAUCUUAUUUUGCAAAAAGCAAAUUGUGCUGUAGGGACCUAGAGGUUAUUUUUCAGUAUAACUAUACUCAUUUGUUCUUCACUGACUAGUUUUCUAUUUUGAGUACAUUAAUAUCUGUAAGAGUUUUCAGAGUACUUUAAAAUUGGUUUAUGCACAAAAUGAAAAUGUUUAAAAGCUAUGGGAAAACAAGUGACACUGAAGAAGUCAAAUUUUGUAUCUGAUCUUUGUUUGAAAGAAAUCUAAGUAUAAUUUUACAGCAGAUGUAGAGAGUUACUAAAUAGUCACUAUUUCCUUAGAGUGUAGUAUUUCAACGUACAAAAUAGUGGAAACUUCCUGAUUAGGAAGCUAUAUCAGCCCCUUAAAAAUGUAUUAGCAGCUCUUGGUAUUUAACAGUAUAUUUCAACAUGCCCACAGACUGCUUAUCUUUUUCAAAGGAGGUUUUCAUGUGGAAAAGAUAGAGAAGGAAUGGUUCUCCACAUCUGUUUCAAUGGUAGGAAGGGAAUAUGUAUUUUUCCUAUUAAAUGCUUUGUAGAGACACAGGUAUAAUCAAUAAUAAUGGUAAUAAUGUCAAGUUAUAUCUUAGAAUAAAUGUAAUUACUUACAAUUAAUGUCAGUUCUUAACAGUCCUGGUUAUGGUCAAACACUAACCAAACAAGCAAUACAGUAAAAAGAGCACAUAAAUAGAAAAUGUUUUUUUAUAUAUAUGUAUAUAUUUGUAUAUGCAUAUAUACAUACAUAUUUCUGUAGAAAAUAUAAAUAAUACAUAUUUGUCUAUUUAAUACAAAUUUAAAGGAAAUUAGGGGAAAUGGGUUUCUUCCAGUAUUUUUGACUGUAUUGCAAUAGGAAGAGCAGGAGGUAAAGUUGCUGUAAGAUGGAAAUUUGUAUGUGCAAAACAGGACACUGCGGGGGAGAAGACGGGCAGUUACCUUGAGCUAUCGCACUCUGGUAAUACAUUAUUCAACAUUGACCUAACUUUCUAUGUAUCCCAGUAGAAAGGAUGCUCUGGUUUUAGCCCGCAAACCCCUCAAAGGGACAGAGUGUAGCUUAAAUUCAUCUUUAGCCUGUUCUGCUUGAUCAGAAGUGCAAGAAAUAGAAGAACUAAGAGCACAGUUACAGAAUUAUGUCAUAGUACAGUAGAAACCUCAGUUACAUAUGAGUCUUUAUUAUUAUUGAUCUGGGUUUUUCUCCCCCUCACCCCAAUUAUUUUUUCAUAAUUUCUAAACCAAAUAAAAAUCCAGCAGUUUUAAGGUAUAGAGACAAUGCAAUGGCACACUAGAUUAGCCCUGAGAUCAUCCACUACUGUGUUCAAAGGAUAGUCCUCACCAGAAGCUAAAGCAAGAGUUGGAUACACCCCAGAAAUGUGAAGAUGAAAGUCCUCAACACUCUUUUGAUAUAGCAUUCUGUCCAGUAUUUUGAUGUUUUGAUGCAUCCUGUCAUGUUACUAACUCAAGGCCUUUCUCUUAUACAUAUGCAAACAAAAUUCAGAGGUGACUUUGUCAUUGCUUAGUUCAUUACAUUCUCAUUUCUCUUCCAGUUCAUGACAAGAAGAGCAUUCCUCAUCUGCCUUCUUUAUAGAAGUCAUUCUUGCAGGAUUUUCCUCUAAUCAGUAAGCAAUCAAAGUCUUUCAACUCUCCGCAUAAAUGCUGUCCGUCACCUGGCUUUAUGGAGAAACCUGUGAAGAAAAAAGUCCUUAUCCACGGGCAGAAUGGGUAGAGACUUGGGGAGUUAAGUAUUCUGUUCUGCAUCACUACUUCAACAAAAUCAUCACUCAGCCAUGGCUGGAGUGGUGCUUGCGUACAAAAAAUAAAGAUCCAUGGUUCAUUUCCAGACAGCAGUUUGAAGCAAGUGAUAGCAAUUGAGUGUCAGCAAAGUAUAUUUGAAGUAGAAGUUAGUGACACAGCACGAAUGAGACUCAGCCAUGCUUUCUGAGAUGCAGAAAAAACAGCAAAAAACCUAUUCUUAAUCCUGUCCAAAACCAAAAUAUAUGCAAUCUUUCAAACACAGAUAAGGAAAAAACCCUAACUUGUUUAUUUAAUGUAGUUAUAUAAAAGACAAGAAGUGAUGGCAAAACUUCAUAAACCACGUAACAUACAUUUUUGCUAAAUCACUUUGCAACACAUUUGAGUUGUUACCAAAGAGAUCAUUAGUUCAUGAAAACAUGAUCUGACCUCAGUUAUGAGUAGACUAUUUUUUACUCCAUAAAUAAGAGUAAUCUCUAAUAGUUUUAAGGUACUAAAUUCUUUACACACCUUGAAGAGCAAGUAAGCCUUCUUUAGGCCAUAUAUAGUUACACAUUCAAGCACUGCUGCAAAGGUUUUUCUCCCCACCUCACACCUGCUUUGUUUAUAAUAGUGUUUUCAUAGAGCAGAUAGAAAUAUUUUGUAAUUUAAAACUAAAUAAAACUAACAAUCUAAAACUCUUUACUGGAAUACUUUUGUCUGCUAUUCCUGUACAUUAAAAAAGCUUCAUUACUAAACCGCCAGCUUUGCUUUGGUUAAAGUUAGGAAAUAUCAACUGUUAGAAGUUGACUUUUCUAAGGACUGUAAACUCAGCGUGCUCCUUUAAACUACAUGGAGACAUGGUGUUCCAAAUAGAGAUGUGGGGAAUAGUUAGAAGAUUUAAAAGUGGGUUCUCGGCAAAGAAGUCACAGGUUCUGUCUGCAUGUGAAACAAAUCAUAGUAAAAGACAAAUACUAAAGCUCAAACUAUGCCCUUUAUUGUCUACUUUCAUCAUCUUCAUGUCUAACAAGUGAUCUGACUCAACUAUUAGUUAAGUCAGUGCAUAACAUUUGCAAUCUCAUUAAGAAAUUAUAUUAAAGAAUUGCUAGUUCCAGAGAUGAGUCUAUGGGAAAGGUUGGAUUGUGAUGGUGAGACAGAUUAGAACUGAUCAGAAAUAGACUAGUUCUUCUAUCCAAAGAUUUGAAUUUCACUGGAUUGAACUUAUUUUAAAAGGCAGAAAUAUCUUUGUAUGAACAAAAAGAUGGGUUUUGGUCAAUAAAUGUAAUCAAUAUGCAUUCUCAAGUUUUAGUAAGCUAUACGUUCCUUAUGGACUAAAACUUGGUGUACUUCUGCCUCCCCCUCCAUACAUGAGUAAAAGCUUCUUUUUCCUUUCUGAUCCAGUCUUCACAUAAAAACCAACAUUAAUUGCUUGGUAUGAGAUGUCUGCUUGCAACUCAAAUCUAUUCAAAAGUAAAAAUAAGUUUUCUUUUUAAGCUUCAUCAGUUUUAAGUUUUACCCAUGUACACUUAUUUUGAAACACUCCUUAGCCUUCUUACUUGUUUUCCUACAGAUUUUUGUGAACUAAAUGAAUCUACUUGGAGAGGGGCCUUUUAGAACUGAGCAGCAAACAACUAUCUGAAUAACUAAAGUUUAUAAGGUGUUACUGAGUGACACCAGAUCAGCUACACAGCCCUGAAGGAAUAGCUGAAUAAGUAUUAAUAAAGAGUAGUUUUAGUGUUAUGAAUACAUACAUGAGAAACCCAGAGUGCAGCCUCUGAAUUACCUACUGAUCUAUUGAAUUGAUUCCUGUACUACAUGCUGCCAAGAGCAGUAUUUCACUUUUGUUAAGUAAUUUAAUUCAAAACAGAAAAAAGGAAAACAUUAUAACAACAGUAAAGCAGGAAAAAAAAAAUUGCAUUAAAUCUCUCAAUGUGAGCAAAAGCUUGUGAGCAGAGUGGUAUGUGAUCGGUGUAUGGUCUCUUCCAUGAAUGAAACAGAUUCCACUAAUGGCAGCCAGGGCUCAAAACAUGGACUGAGGGCAAGAAAUUACCUUAUCUUUGUAUCUGUAAAAUGCAGACCUAGGAUGGAGAAGCAGUACAUUUAACGCUACCUUUGGAUUUUUCUGAAUCUUACUUCAUUUAGUUACAUUUCUAGGUAGGUUUUUUUUUUAAGGAGUAAACUGCUGAAUCACUCACAGGUAGACCUUAGUAACACUGAUCAUGGUCUCUCUAAAAUAGUUCAAAGCAUUUCACAGUGCAGCAACCAUAGAAUUCCUGUUCUCAGAUUACUACUUCCCAGUUUAAGAAAUAAUGAGCACAUCACCUCUAUAGUCUUGGGUUUGAAAUCAUCCAGACAUUUAUACUUCAAGUAUAAUCUGUCUACAGAUUAUACUACAUCUGUAUCCCCCCAAAAAAGCCCUUUCCUGGUAAGAUGGACAGAGCCUUUGCUGACAGAAGUCAGCGUAUGUGUCUGACAGCUGCAGUCAGACUUCAUGCUUUUAAUAGUAACUAAAGUUUUUUUCAGGUAGGUUUUAAAAUCAAUAUGACAAAGCAGUAAGUUUUGCCCUUAGUACUUCAAGGGCUUUAUUCUGAUGUUACUUCCAACACCAUAAAAGUGGAGUAAUUCUACUGAAACAGAUUGAAUAAGACCAAAGUGAAAGGAAAUAACUGAGACUAACUGGUGCCGUAUCUAAGAAACUUUUAAAUACCAGCCUAUGUGAUCGCUCAGUUGUAAUAGUACUAUAUUACCUAAAUUUAAUAUGGACCAACAAAAAAUUACAUAAAUCCAUUUACCCUAGAUUGAGAUGCCUUAAAAAGACUAGCUAAAGAAAAGUAGAGUGUCUACAACUUUCAGUAAUUACAUGAAUUAAGGCAAAUGUAUCCUUAAAUGCUAUACUUAGGAAUACCUAUAAUAGUACUUUUUUUAAAGAAUGAAAACAAAAACCAAACCAUCAUUUAUGUGCCCUAUGAAGGCAACAUGAGGAGAUUAUAACAGCAAAUAAAGGACAAAACCCUCAGGGGUGCAGGAACUUAGAAGCCAGAAAGACCACAGAUGUCUUUAUAAGAAGCUCUAUACACAGUGUACCUAUUUGCACUUCUAUUCUGCAGGCAUACAAAAAUUCUGUAUCAGAAAAUCACUUUCUAUGUUUGAGAUCUAUUCAUUAACAGCUCUUUACAGAGCAGUCACAGGAGUAUUAUUGUGUGCUUGAAAUAAAUUAAAACCACUGGGUAAAUGUGCUCUAUUCAGGACCAAUAAGCAGCAAAGUGAGUUUAAAACUCUAAUUCCAGCCGUACUAGAAGUUAAGAUCCACAUGACUCCAACAUCCUACCUUUAUUUUAAGAUUGGAAAGUAAUUUAUUCACUCACAAGGUAUUGUUUCACUGGGGGCUGAUCAAGGAGUCAUGACUUUUAUUAGUGAGCACCUUAAUUUUCUGAAAUCAUCAGGAAAAUAUUCAGGUCAGUGAUGUGCAAGCUAACACUUUUUCUCUCUACAAGUUCCAUUUAGAGGUGCAGUAAUCUCAAAACAUCUCCCAUGAUACCCUCCCAAGGAAAAAAUAAUUCCUGGAGACACUAAAUUGAAAAAAGUAAUUGGAAACUGUUCUGAUUUUAGUACUAAAAGGAGAAGGCAAAAGUGGAUUUUGUUACAUGUUUCUGCAAGGGACAGUUUGGCCAUUAAGAUUAUUCAAAUAAAUGUAAUUUGUAAUAGUCUCUGAGAAGGCAUGCUGACAAUAACAGACAAACUAAGAUCCACACUCACCAUCUGAACCAUAUUCCUUAUUGGCCACGCUACUCAUAUUGCCUUAAAGGCUGAAGAGGUGGUAAAAGUGGUGGCAUGAUUGAUUACAGAGAAAAUAUGGAUCAAAGAGCAAUUUUUUUUUAUGGUGUUGAAGGACAGUGGGCCUUCUAGUUCCUUCCCAUUACUGGAACAGCAAAAAUUGAGUGAUACUUGGACUUGAGUGCAAUUCGAACACUUGCUGCUGAAUGUACUUUAGCUGGUGUUCAUGAAAGCCAAAGUGUCACAAGAAAAUUAGCAUCAACAAAAUCGGUAAGCAAACAGCAUUCAAGUCAGCACAACUCUGCUUUAUGUUGUUUUCAGGGGAAAAAAAAAUGUUUCAUUCUAGAGACAGUAAAAAAUUUCAUCAGAAAUUGUCAGGGAACAGUUUUCCUCUGUCAGUUCUCAUAUUAUUCUGCAUACAUUUCUAGAUAGUUAAAUAAAAACUCGAUAGAUUAAGUCAAUAUGUGGCCACCAGUAGUAACACCAUUGAUGUGUUAUCCCCACUUCAGCUAUUAUUAAUACAGAUGCUUUCCUUAGAUGGAACACAGGUUCUUCUGUCUAGGAGAAAUUUUGAGUAAGGUUUUUACUUCCAUGAAGUGCAGCUCAGUUUACAUCUGUAUGAAGGGACUGCACAAAGGCUCCAGUAGAAAAAAAAAAGGGGGGGGGGGGCUGUGGAUCAGACUCAUAGCAAAACUGGUUCUUGCACUAGAAAGCUUAAAUGUAGAACUGGCCAGAAAAAUGAUCCUGCCUUCCCUCCCUGUGAGAUUUUGAUCAUCAUAGGUUAAACCAGGGCAUUCAUAUAAGUUAUUUUGUGAUUUUAUUAAAACCAAAACAUUAGUUUUCCAAAUCAUCUUUUUUCUUCAUUUUAAUCCUUCUGGCUAAACUGUUUUAGGUUUGGGUCUAAACUGUAUCCCCAUCCCCACCACAUCUUUCCUAAAGAAGUUAGAUGAUUUUUCCACUGAAAAAAAACCCAAAAGAUUCUCCAGUGGACAAAAAUGUUGUUUGUUGAAGAGACCAAUUUUCCAUUGAAAAACAGUUUCAACAGAAAUUCAUCAGAAUUUAGUUACCUGUAAUGUAUCCCAGAUAGAAGAGUUGGAAAAGUAAAAGUGGUGACAUUCAAGGAAGUUACUUCUUUCCUAAUGAUUGUACAAAGAUCAGUUUGCAGUGGAGUUAGUGAUAAAAUGCAGGACGUGCAUCCGGAAUAGUAUCCCUAGGAUGGCACACCUUUUAUUACGAAGAACUUCAGAGAGUAGGAACUCCUUUACUUUGAGAGGAGAUGCUUUCACUCUCUCUUAUGAGAAUGCAACAGUUGCUGCUGUAAAUCUGAAGAUGAAACAAAGAAAAUUGACAGCACUUUCAACAUUCAAUACAGUCCCCACAUACCAGACUUAGUGCACCAACUGCAAUGCAAAAAUGCACGUGGCACGCUUGGAGGACCAUGGCAGCCAUCCCAGAUACUGCCCGAGAUACAGGUACAAAAUACAUUCAAGAUUGUCAAGAGACUUUCAGAAAGGGCACAAACUGAGUGAAAAAAGUACCAUGAACGUGCCAGCAAUGUAAUCUGGUUGAUCUAAGGAUAACAUGACGCAGUGCCGAUAUUCACACACAACAGUAAGGAAUUAUGACCUAAUUUCAGAGAAUGGUUAUAGCCUGACUUAUACAGCCAAAGGUCUUCUGUUCCAGACACUCCCUGGAAGGGAGUGAAUGCUCCAUUAUUGGUGAUGAGCUGCUGCUAGUUGGGACAAGAGGGGCAUGCAUCUGCGACUCUCUCACAACUGCGAAAGAAAGCAGCCUCGACUAUUUCAGCCAUUAAAUUAUCUUGCUGAGUCUGCCUAAAAGUUUCUUCUUGUCUUAGAAGGUGUCCAGGAACAUCCCAGUCCUGUGAAACUGACUGGUUCACAGAUUCUUUGGUUGCUGGAGAUCACAGUAGUUGGUUAUUUUUUGUUUUUCUGGUUCAUUGAAAUAAAAAUGAUAAAAAGAAUAGCAAACUCCACUUGUAACUCAUUGAGUUCUAUGGGAUACACAUUGCUGUGGCUUUUAUGACAAGACUGUAGCCAUCACCUGCUAUCAUCCACUCAAGCCCAUGGCAGUCAGUCUCAACAUUUCUUUCUCAUUUGUAUAAAGUGGGGUUCCCACAAUCUCAUUUUCAUUAUUUCAAACAGGACUCACUAAUUUUCUUCCAAAAUAUCAGGGCUAUUUUCUUUCAUAGUGCCAAAACCCCAAACUUGCUUUGUACAAUUACUUCCUCUGUUUUUUUCACAUUAAAUGUCUUUCUACACCUGGGUGAGUAACACAAAUUGCUACUUUAUGACAUUUUUGUCAACUGCUGAAUACUAGCAUAUCUCCUGAUGGCUAUUCUAAAGGUAGAAAGAAAGUAUUCCAGAAUAUGAUGCCAUCCACGUAGCUAAGGGCAGGCAAGUGAUCACCAUACGCCUAAAUCCCACGGUCCUUUUUGGGCACACAAUUCAGUCAAACCAUUAUUUUACUAUAAGUGCUAUGGACACAUGUUUUUGCA